Cryptomeria japonica (Japanese cedar) is the source of this 1261-nucleotide messenger RNA. RefSeq names its product ribulose bisphosphate carboxylase large chain-like. NCBI's taxonomy places the organism in Eukaryota, Viridiplantae, Streptophyta, Pinopsida, Cupressales, Cupressaceae. Gene Ontology annotation, molecular function: magnesium ion binding; ribulose-bisphosphate carboxylase activity. The record is from RefSeq and is a predicted model, not a curated record. Gene Ontology annotation, biological process: carbon fixation. The transcript has a single exon. Bases 300 to 1235 code for a protein of 311 amino acids.
UCAUUUUCUUUUUCGCCUAAAAUGAAGAAAUCUAUAUUUUUUUUCUAUAUAAAAUGAGAAUUGCGGAAAGGUCCUCAGGUCAAUCGAAAUAAGAAAUUGGGUUGCGUCAUACAUACAUAACAUGAUACAAUAUCACUUGAAAGAAAAGCCUUUUUGACAAUAAAGGCUACAAAAUGAGUAUUUUGUAUUACAAAAAAUUUUGUAAUACAAAAGUGAUUCUUUACGUUCGACACCCAGGUUGAGUAGACCUCGUUCUUGUAAGAGCUAUUAACCAAUAAAUCAUAGGGAGGGACUUAUUUAUGUCACCAAAAACAGAGACUAAAGCAAGUGUCGGAUUCAAAGCUGGUGUUAAAGAUUACAGAUUAACUUAUUAUACUCCGGAAUAUCAGACCAAAGAUACCGAUAUCUUAGUAGCAUUCCGAGUCACUGCUCAACCUGGAGUACCCCCCGAAGAAGCGGGAGCAGCAGUAGCCGCCGAAUCUUCCACUGGUACGUGGAUGACUGUUUGGACCGAUGGACUUACCAGUCUUGAUCGUUACAAGGGGCGAUGCUAUGAUAUUGAACCCGUUCCUGGAGAGGAAAGUCAAUUUAUUGCCUAUGUGGCUUACCCUUUAGAUCUUUUUGAAGAAGGUUCUGUUACUAACCUGUUCACUUCUAUUGUAGGUAAUGUAUUUGGAUUCAAAGCCUUACGGGCUCUACGUCUGGAAGAUUUACGAAUUCCUCCUGCUUAUUCAAAAACUUUCCAAGGCCCACCACAUGGUAUUCAAGUAGAAAGAGAUAAAUUAAACAAAUAUGGUCGUCCUUUGUUAGGAUGUACUAUAAAACCAAAAUUGGGUCUAUCUGCCAAGAAUUAUGGUAGAGCGGUUUAUGAAUGUCUCCGUGGUGGACUUGAUUUUACCAAGGAUGAUGAAAACGUGAAUUCCCAACCAUUUAUGCGCUGGAGAGAUCGUUUCUGCUUUUGUGCAGAAGCAAUUUAUAAAGCUCAGGCUGAGACGGGUGAGAUUAAGGAACAUUACCUGAAUGCUACUGCAGGUACAUGUGAAGAAAUGAUGAAAAGAGCAAUAUUCGCCAGAGAAUUGGGAGUUCCUAUAGUCAUGCAUGACUAUCUGACUGGAGGUUUUACGGCAAAUACUUCGUUGGCUCAUUAUUGCCGAGAUAACGGCCUACUUCUUCACAUUCACCGCGCAAUGCAUGCAGUUAUUGAUCACGCCCCUUUUCAUUCAUUUCAAACAUAAAACUUGCUUUGCCUUUGCCCGAAGUU